GGCUAGUUAGACUUCGUUCAAGUCCAUUUCCUAAGCUUCAGGGGACAGAGUAUGUGCUUAAUAUCACAGCUACUGAUGAUAACACCUCUGGAGGACCCCAUUCUCUUACAAGUACUGCCCAGGUUGUUGUGAAAAUUGAUGAUGUCAACAACAACAAACCUGUCUUUCCAAAGUGUCAGUACUAUCAGGAACAUGCUUCUGUACUGGAAAACCAGCCUUCAGGGACAGUUGUGUUGAAGGUUGAAGCCACUGAUGCUGAUGAGGGAGCCAAUGGUGUAGUGAAAUAUGGCUUGAUGCACAGAAGUGGUGUCCUACCAGCAUUUAGUAUUCAUCCUGACACAGGGGUUCUAACAACUGUUCAGGUAUUGGAUCGAGAAAAACAGAGGGAAUAUCCCAUCAGUGUGACAGCAACAGAUCAGGCAGCGGAACCACUCAUUGGAAUAUGCCAGAUAAAUAUUCUCGUCCUGGACCAAAAUGACAAUGACCCCAGAUUUGAAAACACCCACUAUGAAUAUUUCCUAAAAGAGGACACAAGAGUUGGGACCAGUUUUCUUCGUGUUGCAGCCCGUGAUGAUGACUACAGCUCAAAUGCUGCCAUUACAUAUUCAUUAGCAAAUGAAGAACCAAAUUAUUUACAAAUUGAUCCUACUACAGGCUGGGUGUUUGUGAACCAGCCCAUUUCUCAGGUGUCUUCCAUAAUUCAAGAGAUCAUUGCUACGGAUGGAGGCAAUAGGAGCAGUAAAGUUGAACUUGUAGUAACUGUUACCAGUGCAAAAAACCAGCCUCCACAGUGGGAAAGAGAGAGCUAUGAGGUUGUUAUUCCAGAGAAUACUGCACGAGAUGUGUCAGUUUUGACUGUCAAAGCAACUUCUCCCCUCGGUGAUCCCCGUGUGACUUACAGCCUAGAAGAGGGACUCGUUCCAGAGACCAACAUGCCAGUUCAUUUCUGCCUGACUCCAAACAGACACGAUGGUUCUGCUUCAAUCCUGGUAGCUGAGCCCCUAGAUUAUGAAACAACAAAGAGCUUUCUGCUGCGGGUUCGAGCACAGAACGUUGCUGCAGCUCCACUGGCAGCAUUCACUACAGUCUAUAUUAAUAUAACAGAUGUCAAUGACAAUGUCCCAUUCUUCACUUCAUCUAUUUAUGAAGCCUCAGUAACAGAGGGAGCUGAUGUGGGGACAUUUGUCGUUCAGGUGUCUGCCACCGACCUUGACCUUGGUCAAAAUGGUGAGAUAACUUACUCCUUGUUACACGACAGUGGCAGCGACUACACAUAUUUUCACUUGGACUCAGAGACAGGCUCAAUAUACACUGCCUCAGUAUUUGAUAGAGAGGAGAAGGGGUCCUAUCUUCUAGAAGUCAAGGCAGUAGAUGGCUCUGAAUCAGCUCGACCUGGAAAACAUGGGAAGCCAAACUCUGACACAGCCUACGUGUGCGUUUUUAUCAGUGACGUGAAUGAUAACAAGCCUGUCUUUACUCAGAGUGUCUAUGAAGUAAAUGUGGAUGAAGACCAGGAUGUGGGCACGACUAUCAUUAGAGUCAGUGCUAAUGAUGAAGACGAAGGAACAAAUGCUAAACUGCGCUAUCAGAUCACAGCUGGAAACAUGGGAGGAGUACUUGAUGUAGACCCAGAAACUGGAGCCAUUUUUAUUACCCAGCUACUGGAUUAUGAAGAAACAAAAAUGUAUGAGAUUCACUUGUUGGCCUCUGAUGGGAAAUGGGAAGAUUAUGCUGUUAUCAUCAUCAAUGUCAUGAAUAAAAAUGAUGAGACUCCAGUUUUCUCUACCAGUGAAUACUAUGGAAGUAUAAUUGAGGAACUGGAUGGGUUACCCAUCUUUGUACUUCAGGUUAUGGCAAACGACCCCGAUAGUAGUGUGGAGGAAGGAGACGUGAGGUACUCGUUGCACGGGCACGGUGCAGCUGAUGCUUUCACGAUAGACGAGAAAACGGGCAGCAUCUACUCACACAGGAUGCUGGAUCGGGAGGAGAGGGCACUGUGGAGAUUUGUUGUAUUGGCUACUGAUGAGGGUGGAGAAGGACUUACAGGGUUUGCUGAUGUGAUGAUUAACGUGUGGGAUAUAAACGACAAUGCACCCCUGUUCACGUGCAUGCCUGAUGAUUGCAGAGGGAGUGUUUUCGAAAAUUCUCCUGCAGACACGUUGGUCAUGGAAAUGGGUGCAGUUGAUCGUGACGAUCCAAAUGUAGGUCUGAAUGCUGUCCUGACCUACAGGAUAACAGAGAAUGUAAAAAAUGAAUUUGGCACUGACAUGUUUAAUAUCAAUCCCGAUACUGGUACAAUCCAUGUAGCGGAGGGAAUGCUAGACAGAGAGAGGACUGACAAUUAUUUUCUUACUGUUGAAGCAAGAGAUGGGGGAGGGCUAACAGGAACUGGCACUGCCACUAUCUGGAUUGCAGAUGUCAAUGAUCAUGUACCUAAAUUCACAAAAAAGAUGUGGCAGGCAACAGUUCCUGAAAACAGUGCCAUCGACUCAGAAGUUCUGCAGGUGUGCGCUACAGAUGGAGAUAUUGGGGAGAACGCAGAAUUAAUGUUCAGUAUUAUUAGGGGAGACCCAGAUCAGAAGUUUUACAUUGAGAAUGACACAGAAUGGCAAUGUGCCACUAUUCGACUGAAAAAAACCCUGGAUUUUGAGAAUCCCCAUGAAAGGCAGUUUAAUCUUACUGUUGCAGUGGAAGAUCCUGAUUUUUCUAGUGUUGCAGUGUGCCUGAUCGAAGUUGAAGACUCUAAUGACCACAGCCCAGUUUUCCUUUCUCAGUUCGUUCAGACAAGCCCUUUCUUUGAAAAUGUGCCUGUAGGUACUACAGUCACUACCGUGAGAGCUACAGACAAGGAUUCUGGUUUGAAUGGGAACAUAGUCUAUUCUGUCAGGUCAGAUUCGGAUCCUAUGGGACAGUUUGCGGUUGACCGACACGGCCACGUGACUGUGGCCAAUACACUAGAUCGUGAAGUCAUUCACAAGUACAGUUUAAUUGUACAAGCUUCAGAUCAAGGGACACCUGCCCACACUGGAAGCGUGACCGUUCUGAUUAACUUGCUUGAUGUUAAUGACAACGGGCCAAGGUUUGAGGCACCAUACAUGCCUGUAGUUUGGGAAAAUACAUUGAGGCCUGAGAUAGUGCCUAUGAACCACACAUCCAGACUGCUUCAUGCGUUUGAUCCGGACAGUGAGGAAAAUGGGCCACCCUUUACAUUUUCAUUGCCACCAGAUUAUCAGAGUUCUUUGGAUUUUUCUCUCACUGACAACAGAAAUAGCACAGCAACUGUAACUGCUUUGAGGUCCUUCGACAGAGAAGAGCAGAAGGUGUUUCAUCUGCCAGUAGUUAUAACAGACAGUGGGAUGCCAGCUAUGAGCUCUACAAGUACCCUGACUAUAACAAUUGGUGAUGAAAAUGACAAUUGCCAUCAGUCUGGCCAUAAGGAAGUCUAUGUGUACAGUUACAAAGGAAAAUGGUCAACAACAGUGCUUGGGGAGGUGUUUGCACCAGAUCAAGAUGACUGGGACAAUAAAACAUUUGUCUCUGAAGGAAAACUGCUCGAGUCUCUCAGAUUAAAUAAGAGGACUGGUUCUUUGAUGAUGGUGGAUAACACUCCUCAAGGAAUAUAUAACUUAAAAAUUAGAAUUUCUGAUGGAGUUUGUCCUGAUGUUAUAUCUACAGUACAAAUCAAUGUCAAAGAGCUGGAAAAUGAAGCCAUACAAAACUCGGCCUCUGUGCGUCUCUCAGAUGUCACAGCGGAGGAGUUCAUAAGGAGAGGUGAAGAUGGCAAAACGAGACAUGACAAGUUCAAGGAGCUACUAGCAAAAAUGUUACCUGCUGAGCUUAGUGAUGUCAUUGUCUUCAGCGUGAUGGACGUUGAUGGGAAACAGACAGAUGUAAGAUUUGCUGUCCAGGAUGGUUCAGCAUAUUACAGACCUGAGAAGCUGCAUGCUGAGAUGGCAGCCUUUAAAGAAGAGAUCCAGUCAGCUUUACAACUGCCCAUUUCUCAGAUCGAUGUGGAUGAGUGUGUGAACACGAACUGCAGCGAGGGCAGUGGCUGUGCAAACUACCUCACCCUGAGUGACAUCCCAGCAGUGGUGGAUGCUGGCAGCACGUCCUUUGUCUCAGUAACCCCCUCCAUCCGUGCAGUCUGCACCUGCUCAGCUAGGGACCACCUCCAUCAGUCCUGUUCCUCCUACCCUCAAAGCCCUUGCCUCAAUGGCGGGACGUGUAUUGACACUUCGAACGGUUACAGAUGUCUUUGCCCUGCUUCAUUCCAUGGACCAGACUGCCAGCAGACUAAGCACAGUUUCCAUGGAAAUGGUUAUGCAUGGUUUCGUCCCAUCAGGCCUUGUUUUGAAAGCUUGCUCUCUCUAGAGUUUAUUACUAUGGAUCCAGAUGGACUUCUACUAUAUAGCGGUCCUGUAUCAAAUCCAGAACCUGGGAGGAUAGAACACUUCAUUGCAAUAGAACUCUCCAGUGGAAUUCCUGUGCUGAAGAUGAGCCAUGGCUCAGGUUUUGUGAUGCUGCAGUUUCCAAGUCACGUGAAUGUAUCAGACAAAAAGUGGCAUCAUCUAGAAGUGAGAACCAAUGGUCAGGAUGUUCGAUUCAUUUUGGAUCACUGCAGUGCAGCUGUUGUUUCAGAACCAGAAGGAGUAGGCAAAUGGCUGUCUACUGAAGAUCGUACAAAUUGUGAAGUCUUCGGGUCUGUUCCACGAAGAGCAAGGUAUUUGAAUGUGAACUAUGUUCUACAGCUGGGUGGUGUGAAAGAGUCGUUACCAUAUUCUUAUCCACAACUGCAACACAAACACUUCUCUGGUUGUUUGCACAAUUUCAUCUUGGAUACUCAGGUGUAUGACCUUCAGUCUCCUGCAGAGUCUCUGAAUAGCUUCCCUGGCUGCACACUCACGGAUGGGAGCUGUGAGACCAUGGGGUCUCCUUCCUGUGGUAGUCACGGGAGGUGCCUUGGAGGCUGGGGCUCGUUUGCUUGCCACUGUUGGCCAGGUUACUACGGCGAUCGAUGCGAGAAAGUUGCCAAGGAGUAUACGUUUGGGCCAGGGAGCCACAUUCACUAUCAGCUGCCCGGCAGCCUGCCUGCCCGUAGGACACUGUUUGAGGCUGUGAUUAGGACCCGGCAGCCUGACAGUGUCAUCACCAGCAUGUCAUCUCGACAGAAGGAUGAACACAUCACCCUGCAGGUUGUUCAGGGAUUCUUGGUGGUCUCAUAUAAUCUGGGGGAUGGAGACUAUUCUGUAAGCCUUCCCUCCUACCACGUUGAUAAUGGUGAGUGGCAUCACAUCACACUGGAGAGACAUGAGAAUGAAUUUACUCUUCGCCUUUAUGAAGGAGGUGGGAGGAGAGAAAUUGUGAAAGCAGCAGGAGUAUACAAAGAGAUUGUGAUUGACCCCAGCAGCUUGGUCCUUGGGAACACCUACCCAUUCAAUCAAAACAAGAGUUUUCAAG
Messenger RNA from Merops nubicus (carmine bee-eater), 5457 nucleotides. RefSeq names its product neural-cadherin-like. Gene Ontology annotation, cellular component: plasma membrane; cell-cell junction. Gene Ontology annotation, biological process: homophilic cell-cell adhesion. The annotation marks the transcript as partial. The record is from RefSeq and is a predicted model, not a curated record. The transcript is spliced from 22 exons. Gene Ontology annotation, molecular function: calcium ion binding. Lineage: Eukaryota; Metazoa; Chordata; Aves; Coraciiformes; Meropidae.